CAGUUUGGUGCUUUGAUAAUGUCAAAGAAGCGCGAGGUUUAGGGCGUAGAGAAAAAAGAGAGAAGAAAGAAAGAGGGGAGGAUGAUGAACAUUGCGAACGAUUUGCUGGAUGCCAUCCCGGCCUACACUGGCCUCUCGCCCACCGCAUUCUUCACAGUGCUGGCGCUGGGCGUGGCGCUAUGGCUUGUCGUCAGCUCCUGGUUUGCUCCUCCUCCCCCGCCCGCCUUUGCCCCGCGCGAGCCCCCGCCCCCGCCCAAGCAGCUGGGCGAGGUCACGGAAGAGGAGCUCAGCGCCUACGAUGGCAAGGAUGACUCCAAGCCGCUGCUCAUGGCCAUCAAGGGCCAAAUCUAUGACGUCUCCAUGUCCAGGGUUUUCUAUGGGCCGGGCGGGCCUUACGAGCUCUUCGCCGGGAAGGAUGCGAGCCGGGCGCUGGCCAAGAUGUCGUUCGAGCCCGAGGACUUGAACGGGAAUCUCGAUGGCCUCAGCCCCUAUGAGCUGGAAGCGCUGUCGGAUUGGGAGUACAAAUUCUCCUCCAAGUACAUCAAGGUGGGGGAGAUCAAGAAAGCAAUUGGCGAUGGCGAUGGCGAUGGCGAUGGCGAUGGCGUGUCAGCUCCCGUGGAAGACGAGAAGCCAGAGAAGAUCGCCGAUUAGGGUUCUUCGCGCAAGAUAGUCUAUUACUUUAUGCCAUGUUGGCAGUGACGUGGACAAUGAAACGUUGGGAUGUGAGUUU
Molecule: messenger RNA, 730 nt
Organism: Selaginella moellendorffii
Lineage: Eukaryota; Viridiplantae; Streptophyta; Lycopodiopsida; Selaginellales; Selaginellaceae
Product: membrane steroid-binding protein 1
Exons: 2
Coding region: 82-651 (189 amino acids)
Cellular component (GO): membrane; endomembrane system
Source: RefSeq, a predicted model, not a curated record